Messenger RNA from Rotaria sordida, 600 nucleotides. The record is from the annotation of a GenBank genome assembly. Lineage: Eukaryota; Metazoa; Rotifera; Eurotatoria; Philodinida; Philodinidae.
AUGAAGCAAGAAACGUCGGCUGAACCAUUUAUUACCAUAAAUUUGAAGGAAAAUUUUGUGGAUAAUAGUUAUGUUAAGAUAAGUCAAUCCAAAACAUGGAUUGGUCAUAUAAAUACUGGUGUUGCAGCAGCAGCAUCAAUUUACGGUCUUGCCGUUCUGAUAAUUUUGCUUGCUGUGCCAAUUGCCUUACUUGUUAUUGGUUCACUUUAUCAUGAUCCACGUUAUUGUCCAAUUGAACCUCGUAUUAGUCUUUUUCUAAUUGUUUCUGGAAGUGUUAUAUUAGCAGUCAUAACUCUUAUUAUUAUUAUUUCAAUACUGACAAUUUUUUUCGCUCCUCUUAAUUCAUUAAAAUCUAGAAUUUUACCAUUUAUUUUAAGUAUUAUUAUUCUUAUUGGUAUAAUAUUUUCAUUUAUUUGGUUGAUUAUUGGAAGUGUAUGGAUAUUUAGAGUAAAUAAGUGGGUUACACAUGAAUACGAUAUAAUUAAUAAUUUUUAUACAUAUAAUUAUUGUCAUCCCGUAUUAUAUCGAUUUACAUUUGUUUAUUUAAUUUUAGCUUAUAUUUUUAUGGUUAUUACUUGUGCUUAUCAAUGUCUUUUUUAA